AUGUCUGCCACUAUUCCAACUCAACGCCACGGUCUUCCUCUCUUGGCCACCCCCGAGACUUGUGCAGGGCGGACCUAUAUUGUGACCGGCGCCAAUAGCGGACUGGGUUUGGAAGCAGCGAGGCACCUUGCCAAUGCUGGUGCUACAAAGGUAAUCCUCGCGGUGCGCAAUAUCACCGCCGGUGAGAAGGCGAAAGACGGCAUCGAAACAUCUACAGGAAAGACCGGUGUGGCUGAGAUUUGGUCGCUCGAUCUUGCUAGCUAUGACUCUGUCAAGGCGUUUGCGCAGAGGGUAAAAACAAAGCUUGAUCGAAUUGAUGCUGUCGUUGAGAAUGCGGGCGUGGCAUUGUCGCAGCGGGUAGAGGCGGAGGGCCACGUCUUACCUGUCACUGUUAAUGUGCUAAGCACGCUUCUCCUUGCGGUGCUCAUCUUGCCAAAGAUGAGAGAUAGUGCCCGCCGCCACGGAACUAUACAUCGCCUGGUGUUCGUUACCAGUGUUACUGGGUUCGAUUGCCAGGAAGCAUGGAGGAAUAUUCAUGAAGCACCACUGGCUAAGAUGGAUUCCGAGGAUAUGAACAUGAUGGAGCUAUACCCACUUACCAAGCUGAUGCUAACUAUGGCGGUUCGUCAUCUGGCAGCCUUAACCCCCGUGGAUCGUGCCGGUGUUGUCAUAAACCUAGUCUGUCCUGGGCUGUGUAAGACCGCGAUGAGCCGUAACGCACCAGCUGAAGUGCAGGAAAACGUCGCCGAAUUUGUUGCAAAGUGUGGGCGGACUGCAGAGGACGGUAGCCGCACGCUCCUCCAUGGAGCUGUGGCUGGUAUAGAGAGCCACGGAUGUUUUCUUUAUUCUUGUCAAAAUGGAGAGUAA
Molecule: messenger RNA, 867 nt
Organism: Aspergillus nomiae NRRL 13137
Lineage: Eukaryota; Fungi; Ascomycota; Eurotiomycetes; Eurotiales; Aspergillaceae
Product: putative short-chain dehydrogenase/reductase family protein
Exons: 2
Coding region: 1-867 (288 amino acids)
Source: RefSeq, a predicted model, not a curated record